AUGAAUGGUAUGGGAGGAAGCGGAUGGGGGGAAUGGGAUGAGCGGGGGAGAGAUGGGAUGAAUGGGAUGGGAGGAAACGGAUGGGGGGAAUGGGAUGAGCGGGGGAGAGAUGGGAUGAAUGGGAUGAGGGGAAGCGGAUGGGGGGAAUGGGAUGAGCGGGGGGAGACGAAAUGGGAAAAAUGGGAAUGGAAUGAGCGGAAAGGCGAGGAGGUGGGAUGGCGGAAAAGGGAGGAGGUGGGAUGGCGGAAAGGGGAGGAGGUGGGAUGGUGGAAAGGCGACGAGGUGGGAUGGCGGAAAAGGGAGGAGGUGGGAUGGCGGAAAGGGGAGGAGGUGGGAUGGUGGAAAGGCGACGAGGUGGGAUGGCGGAAUGGGGAGGAGGUGGGAUGGCGGAAAGGGGAGGAGGUGGAAUGGGGGAAAGGGGAGGAGGUGGGGUGA
Molecule: messenger RNA, 435 nt
Organism: Closterium sp. Yama58-4
Lineage: Eukaryota; Viridiplantae; Streptophyta; Zygnematophyceae; Desmidiales; Closteriaceae
Source: the annotation of a GenBank genome assembly